GCCAGCAUGCGGCCGGGGCGUCGGCUGUCGCUGCUGUGCUGCUGCUGCUGCUGCUGCUGCUGGCUGGUGUGUGGCGGCGCGGUGGCGGCGGCGGCGGCGGCGGCGGCGGCGGCGGCACCGGGGCCGGCCGAGUACGCCAUCGCCGAGGAGACCCCGCGCGGCGCGCCGGUGGGCAACGUGGCGCGGGACCUGGGCCUGGAGGCGGCGUGGCUGCCGUCGCGCAAGGGCCGGCUGGUGGGCGCGGGCGGCGAGUACCUGACCCUGGAGGCGGCCACGGGCGCGCUGUCGGUGGGCCGGCCGGUGGACCGCGAGCGCAUCUGCGCCCUGCAGCCGUCGUGCGCGCUCAGCUACGAGCUGGUGCUGGAGAACCCGCUGGAGCUGCACCCGCUGCGCCUCCGCGUCCUGGACGUCAACGACCACGCGCCCCGCUUCCCCCGGGCCGACUACCAGCUCAGCCUGGCCGAGUUCCUGGCGCCCGGCGCCCGCCUGGCCCUGCCCAGCGCCCACGACCCGGACGAAGGCAGCCACGCCGUGCAGAGCUACGCCCUCAGCGCCGACCCCCACUUCGGCCUGGCCAUGCAGACCCGCGCCGACGGCACCAGCUACCCGGAGCUGGUGCUGGAGCGGCCGCUGGACCGCGAGCGCCAAGCCGCCCACCGCCUGCUCCUGACCGCCUUCGACGGCGGCAGCCCGGCCCGCUCGGGCAGCACCCAGCUCCCCCGCGUCCGCAGUGCACCGGACACCAACGACAGCUUGCCGCCCGCGUCAUUUGAACGCUCCGUCUACCGGGCGGGCCUGCUGGAGAACUCGCCCCGCGGCGCCCUGGUGGCCCAGCUGCGCGCCACCGACCCGGACGAGGGCCCCAACGGCGAGGUCAGCUACGCCUUCAGCAACAGCACGCCGCCCGAGCUGCGCCGCCUCUUCACCGUCGACGGCCGGAGCGGCGAGGUGCGGCUGGCUGGCUCCCUGGACGGCCAGACGCCCCCGCUGGAGCUCUUCGUCGAGGCCCGCGACAGGGGCCCCUUCGGCCUCUCCGGCCAGGCCAAGCUGCUGGUGGACAUCACCGACGUGAACAACCACGCGCCCGAGAUCGUGGUCACCUCCCUCUCCAGCCCCGUCCCCGAGGACUCCCCGCUGGGCACGGUGGUGGCCCUGCUCAGCAUCACGGACCGGGACCCCGGCGAAAACGGGCGCGUCAUCUGCCAGGUGCCCACCCAGCUGCCCUUCCAGCUGCGCUCCUCCUUUGACAGCUACUACACCCUGGUGACCAGCGGCCUGCUGGACCGCGUGACGGCUAGCAGAUACGAAAUCACUCGCACCGCCUCCAUUUUCGUUUCCAUGCCGCCCAUGGUCAACCAGAAGGCAGCUACUCUGGAGAUCGCCGACGUGAACGACAACCCGCCCCGCUUCCUGACCCAGCGGCGAGAGGUGGAGGUGACGGAGAACAACCAGCCGGGCCUCUCCCUCUUCCACGUGGCGGCCUCUGACCCAGACCUGGGGGAGAAUGGCCGCGUCUCCUACCAGCUGCGGGACAUCGACAUCCAGGGCACGGCCCUCUCUGCCUACCUGGGCAUCGACGCCGAGGCCGGCACCGUCUACGCCAAGGGCUCCUUCGACUUCGAACAGCUCCAGAGCUUCCACUUUCAGGUGGAGGCUGUGGACCACGGCUCACCUGCCCUGGUCGCUGCCUUCCUGGUCAGCAUCUCUGUUCUGGACCAGAAUGACAAUGCCCCGCACAUCCUUUACCCAGCAGUGUCCAAGAAUGGCUCGGUGGCAGUGGAGAUUGUGCCCCGCCUGGCUGAUGCCGACUACCUGGUCACCAAGGUGGUGGCCCACGACCCGGACAGCGGGCAGAAUGCCUGGCUGUCUUUCCACCUGCUGCAGGCCUCUGACGCCAGCCUCUUCCGCGUCUCCCCCGACGCCGGCGAGGUGCGGACCGCCCGCUCUCUGCGCUCCAGCGAUGCACUCAGGCACAAGGUAGUGGUCCUCGUGAAGGACCGUGGCGAGCCGCCCCUCUCCACUUCGCUGACUUUGGGCGUCCUGCUGGCCGACUCUCUGCCCCAGGCCCUGCCGGACUUCGACGACAGCCUGGAGGCCCGCAGCGGCCAGCCGCUCACCCGUUUGAACUUCUACCUGAUCGUCUCGCUGGGCUGCCUCUCCUGCCUUUUCUUUGGUUUCCUUCUGGUGCUACUGAUCCUGCGCCUUGUGAACUGUCGGACCGGCCCGACCCGUUGCUGCUGCUGCUGCUGCCCCGACGACGAGUACGAGAAGUACCGCUACAACGUCCGCAUGCUGCCAGGCUCCCACUUCACCCCGGAGAUGAUUGAAGGAUGCGCCCGGCAUGCGACCAAACUGACGCACAGCCUUUCCUGUGCAGGAGGCGCUGAAGGCACAGGCGUUCAGACCCGCAAUAACAAUAUGGUGCCCAACGGAGACGCUGCUGGCAACCUGGGCAAAGGUGCUAACAUGUUGCAAGUGCCCACGUCCUGCAUCCAGGUGCAGAAAGUGAAGAGUGACCACUUUAAUGCCAUUCUGGUGGUAAGCAGGUUUUUCCAGGGCUAAGUGGCUUGGGGGAAGGGAGAAAGAGGUUUGCCUGGGACCGUGUUUCCCCGAAUAUAAGACAGUGUCUUAUAUUAAUUUUUGCUCCCAAAGAUGCGCUAUG
Molecule: messenger RNA, 2662 nt
Organism: Sphaerodactylus townsendi
Lineage: Eukaryota; Metazoa; Chordata; Lepidosauria; Squamata; Sphaerodactylidae
Product: protocadherin alpha-C1-like
Biological process (GO): homophilic cell-cell adhesion
Cellular component (GO): plasma membrane
Molecular function (GO): calcium ion binding
Source: RefSeq, a predicted model, not a curated record